Phalacrocorax carbo (great cormorant) is the source of this 10488-nucleotide messenger RNA. The record is from RefSeq and is a predicted model, not a curated record. Lineage: Eukaryota; Metazoa; Chordata; Aves; Suliformes; Phalacrocoracidae.
GGGCUGGGGCGCGUGCGGGAGGGAGGGGGCCUGCUACGCGCGGCCGAGGAGGCCCCCGAGGUUGCUAUGGAGAGCGGGGAAGAAGGGGGCGCGUGUGACCGCCGCCCCUCCCUUCUCCUCCGGGCCUCGCCCAACGAGGACAUCACAUCAGAAGUUAUAUUGGAGGAGAAGUUAUACUGAACUGGGCAGAAAGAAAAGGGUUAGGGAAAAACGCUGUCCAGGCAUCCCACAGUAAAAGUACUUUUUGGAAAGGCAAGAACAAUUCUUGAUCAUGUAGGAAAGACUCAGUCAUGUUUUGGAACGCUAGUUAGAAUCAGCAUGUCAGUUCAGACAUGAGAGACAAAGGAUCUGGAUAUCUCUGAGCAGGAUGAGAGGAAGCUCUGCUCAAUGAGAAAAGGUACAGAAGGUGAUGAUGAGAAAUCUCCCUUUCUUGAGAAUGGGGUCUUUUUUUGCAUAGUUCCAACUUAACUGUGGAACUUGCUAUCAAAGGAUAAUUUUUUUUCCCCUGGGUUGUGACAGAUUAUCACCUGUUUGUGUUCAAUGGGACGACGAAUUCACUUUGUGGUUGACCCUCAGGGUUGGUGCUGCAUGGGCUUGAUUAUCUUUGUCUGGCUAUACAAUACAAUCUGCAUUCCAAAAGUCAUCCUUUUUCCUCAUUAUGAAGAGGGACAUAUUUCACUUGUAGCAAUUUUGUGUUAUUACUUCUGCUCGUUGUUUUGUAUAGUUUCAUUACUAAGAGCCUCAGUAGCUGAUCCAGGAAAGCUACCUGAAAACCCAAAGAUACCAAUCACAGAACGAGAAUAUUGGGAAUUAUGUAACAAAUGCAAUAUGAUGAGACCAAAGCGUUCACACCAUUGCAGUCGUUGUGGACACUGCGUGAGGAGGAUGGAUCACCAUUGUCCAUGGAUUAAUAAUUGUGUUGGUGAAGACAAUCAUUGGCUGUUUUUACAGCUGUGUUUCUACACUCAGAUCCUUAGUUCCUAUACGCUGAUACUUGAUUUUUGCCAUUACUACUACUUUUUGCCUCUGAAAAAAGAAAACUGGGAUGCUUUUGUAUUUAGACAUGAACUUGCUCUCCUAAGAAUAUCUGCCUUCAUGGGUCUAAUAAUAUUAGGUGGAAUAAGUGGACUCUUUUACACUCAGCUAAUGGGUAUUUUCACUGAUACUACAAGUAUAGAAAAAAUGUCGAACUGUUGUGAAGACAUAUCGAGGCCCCGAAAGCCGUGGCAGCAGACCUUCUCAGAAGUUUUUGGCACUCACUGGAAGAUCCUGUGGUUUAUUCCUUUCAGGCAGAGGCAACCACUGCGACUUCCCUGCCACAUUGCCAAUCACGUCUGAACAGAUGGAUGGUGGGCACAGAUGGGUCCUCCAUGCUGGAAGUGCGUUACAGGUUUUAUGAUUAUAGGACUAUGACAGUCUUCAAGUCAAUUAAAAUCCACCCACCAAUCGCAGGCAUCACAACGUGCCCUAGGCUUUAUUUUAAUAGUGGUCUUGAUUCUGUUCUGAGGUCGAUACAAGUUGUAUGUUUAACUUUAGGCAUAUUUACUUUGAAAUCAGCUUUCCAGAAGGAUUUGUUUCAUCGUUGAGGUUAUUACCAAACACAAAUUACUGGAAUGCAGUCUUACUCUAUUUGUUUGAUACUGGCUCUUUUUUUUUUUCUUGGUAGGAAACACUGAAGUUUACAUUGAUUGUUAACCUUCCAACUAAGUGUCUUACUCUGCCUUGAUUUUUUUUAGUGUUUUUAUCAGUAGGUCUGUCUAGAUAAUAUUCAUGUCUUUGUUUCUGCUACACGUGUUUAAAAUUACCUGACACUGCCAUUUAUUUAUGAUAUACAAAAGUACUUCUGCAGCACCACACUAUAAAAGGUAGCAUUUAAAACUGAGGCAGACUUCUUUCUAAACCUUUCUCAGAGAGGUUUUUAUAAAUACACGUUGGUGUGUGUGUUUAAUAUAGAGAGAUCUUAAGUCUUACAGUUAUCUUUCUCCAUAGAUAUGAUCUUAGUGAAAAAUAUUCAUGUCUUUAUAUCAACAAAAGUCAUAAAAUGUAGAUAGAAAGCAUGUUUUCCCUAUAUCACAAGGAUUUCCUUGCAAUCAUUCAACAAAGAAGCUGUAUCAUGCAAAUAUUGGAAUAAUUACUUUUUAAAAAUACAGAUUUAAUUAGUUAGCAUAACGUACCUUAAAAAAGAGUUUAUUGUCAAUAAAGUUAUAAAUUUUAUAUAUACUUUUGUUCAUUAAUGGUUAGCUGGAAUUGGUCCAAGUGUCUGUAUAUGGGAAGUAUAUGUGAAAAUAUUUUAAAAUAUUUAUACAUAAAUAUAGAUAUUUGCUACUAACAUGUAGUAAAAUAUAUUAACUGAUCUAAUAGGAUACUCUGUGGAUGUACGAUAGCUUGUUGUGGCCCCUUUCAGUGUGGAAAUACUCAAAGAAAGCAUCCUUAAGAUUACUUCUGGUAAAAUGGCAACGAUUCCCAAAGUACUGGCUCAGCUUUGCAGUAUCCGGAAAAAUUAUAUAAUGUAUUAUAGCCUUCUGUAUCUAUACAACUAUUGGCAUAAGAUGUUUGUUAUUUUUGACAGUUCUGUGAAUUUUUAUGAGACAUUCACAGCUUCAGUGUUUUCAGUUAUGCUUCUUAUUCUGUUGUCUAGUCUGACAGGAAGGACUAGGAUCCACCUUAAAUAGCAGCCAUGCAACAAGAUAGUAAAAGGCAGAAAAUCAGGAUGUACUACUAUACAUAGGUUGUGUUUGGAGAGAGAUUGUUUGUGAACAGUUGAUUCAAAAAGAAGGUCUAGAUUUGUGGCAAGUGGCAUUCAUAAUGAACUUUUAGAUCAGCUCUUUUAAAAUCUUAACACAGUCUCUGCCAAUGUUGGGUGUCCCUUUAUUGAUUUAACAGAUUUUGAUGAUCCACUGAAAGUUCCAAAAGGCGCAUCUUAAAAAUCACUUGAAUUUUACAGUUCUGUGAAUUUCUAAGAUUUGAACGAACUUUACUUCUCCUUUUAAAAAGAGAUACAUUAUUUUCUUCAUUUAAAUUUCAAGCCUAAUGUUCCACCAUUUUUUUCACAGCAUUUUUAGAUGUGAGUUUAGACUUCCUUUAAGAUGGUAUUGGCAGCAAUAUUUAAAGAAAAGAAGGCUUGAGGAAAGUGGAUGGAAAGGAUCCAUCUUCCUCCAUCUGGAGCAGCGCCUGAAAUUAAAAAGAAUGUGCAUAUAUACGUUAUGAAGCAAUGGCUAUAUUUUUAUUUUUUUUUUAAGGAAUUCCUCUAUUAUAGUCUCCAUGAAACACACAGGGGAUUAAUAGCAGUUUUGUUUUAUGUGCCAAUAUGUAAAUCAGCUUAGUGAGCAAAACAGCAGGGUUUUUUUUAAGUUUUUCAUGCUAAUCAAUUAUUGUAGUUAGGAGAUCAUACUGUUCUGCAGCUUAUAAGAAAGAGGAUCAAGAACUUAACUAUUCUUGAUAUGUCUUCUGAUAUAAUUGGUUCAGUUAAUUUAACCAAGCAUGGAGAACCAAGUCUGUAAUACGGAUUCUGCUCAACGGUAGGAGCCUUAGUUACAAGCAGAGUAUGUAAUUGUUGUACGUGAUACGCAGUGGGGUAAUGGGACCAUUAAGUUUUGCCCGCUUUGUGGGGAUGAAAACCCGCAGCAGCCCGCAUGCCGCGUUGGGAGGUACAUUCCCCUGUUUUCAAACAAAGGACGGCGCCCAGGGCCCGACGCCAGCGCCGAGGUGGCGCAGACUGGCACGUAACGCGGCCGCGCGCCCCGCGGGGCGCAGCUCCCCUCGCGCCCUCUGUCGGCCCCCUGUCGCCACGGCAGGGGGCGCUGCGCCCCGGCGGGGCGGCGCAGGGCUGCACGCCUCGUUAAGGCGCCGCCGGUGUUGGGAGCGGGAGCUGCGUGGCUGGGCGUGCGUGCGAGGGGUGGGGCUUGCCUUCGGGCUGGAGUACAUCUCGGGAGUGGACCCUGGUUCGGGUCUGCCGCGGGUGAAGGUGCAGCAUGGCAGGUGCGGCUAGGGACUCUUCAGAACCAUUGCACUUCCCUUUCACACGAUCAGUUAUUUAAAAAUCUGUAAAUCCUGAAGUGCCUACUUAAAUGACAAAAGAAGAACCGUGAGGCUGAAGUAUCAGCUAUACAUUUAAGUAAAUUAUGGACAUGAACAUUUUGCCUUAUUCUCAAAUGAAAACGGUAAUUUCAAAUAUUCACGAUUUCUCAAAUGUUUACAUAUUGUUGGAUUCUUUUGGUAAAACUAUUGUUCCUCAGUCUCCCAUUCAUCCUUAACAUUAGGAAUCACUAUGUAAUAUGAUUAAGGCAGCUACUUUAUUUUUUAUCCCAUUUCUGUGUACGUGGAGCAGAGAAGGGAGAGGCAUCAUUUUUAGGAGGUACUGAGCUUUAUACUUUGAAUGGCAAGCCUCUAAAAGGGUGAAAAUAAUAAUUUUUUUAAAAUUUAUUUUAGCCAAUGACCCUGUCAGGUUACUAAUUUAUUAAUGUUUCUGAAAUGGAUUCUCAGGAAGAUUUUGUUCCAGAAGGAAAAGAUCAGGGACAAUUUUAAGAUUUAAUCUGAAAUCCUUUAAAUCUUGAAAUCCUUGAAAUCCUUUGAACCUUUGCUUUGAAAUCCCACUUCUUUCCCUCCAGCUCUCCUUCAUGAUUUUUUAUUUUAGUAGAAACUGUAUUCUUAAGACUAAGUAGUGCUUGUCAUUGUUAUUAAUUUAAAAAACCUUACAGACAGUAUUAAUGAAUUUCAUCGUAAUAUAACGUCAGAACUACACAUACUUUAUUGAGCACAGUGGCUAUUACUAUGAACUUAACAAUAUUUGAUUUCCUGAGGGGUACAAAGAGAAGUCAAAGCACUAAUGAAAAGCAACCUCAAAAAAAUUGGAAAAUAACUGGUUUAUUUGCAGUAUGGGGUACCUCGUGGUAGGACUGAUGCUACCUUGCUAUCUUCUCAUAAUAUCAGAGAUUUGAGAUUCCAUUUGAAAAAUCUUGAUGUCUAAAAUAAAAGAUUCUGCACUAAAUAAUGUUUACCAACCUAUCCUCUGAUCUGUUGGUUUGAAGGACAGGUUCCAACAAACAGCUGGUAGAGUAGUUGAGAUACGCAAUCAUUUUCAGUCCUGAGGAGGAUUCACAAGUAAGAAACUGUCCAAGAACCAAGUGGUGGGAUAGAUUUUGAACUAGGCAGCUUCCUCCUUGUUUUGAUUCUGAAGUGGGCUAAUGUGAAGGGAAGAUUCAUAAAAGCGCAGAGUAAAUGGAUGUGGGGCCAGAAGAAUUGUUUUGAUUCAUUACCAAAGUUUACCAAAUGAAGUGAGAUUGCAAAGAGCGGGAGUUACACAGUUGAGUACACAUGCCAUCAUUGCAUGAUGUCUUUCAGUGUUCAUCUUACAGUUCUCCAGUUUUAUUCAGUAAAUGAUGCUUUUCAGAAAUUAUGAAUUCAUGCUUUGUUUUGUGCUAUGGCAGACCAUUGUGUGCCAAUGUAAGUAAGGUAGGUGGCAAGGACAGGAUUUCUGCAGUACUGUGGAAGAGAAUCUUUUUCCAGUCAAGUUUGCAUUCAAAUGAAACAUGAUAAUAAGAUGAGUUUUCUGGUAACCUGAAAAUGUAAGUUAACAUAAACCAUAAGUAGACACUCCAGAAGAGAGAGCUGCUCUGCAGGAAGAUCUGGAUAGGCUGGAAGAGUGGGCCAAGAAGAACCUUAUGAAGUUCAACAAGGACAAGUGUAAUGUCUUCCACCUGGGAAAACAUAAUCCGGGAGUGCAGCACAGACUGGGAUCCACCUGGCUGGAGAGCAGCUCUGUGGAAAGGGACCUGGGGGUCCUGGUGGACAGGAAGCUCAACAUGAGCAAAGAGUGUGCUGCUGCAGCCAAGAAGGCCAACAGGACGCUGGGUUGCAUCAAAAAGGGCAUCGCCAGCAGAGAGAAAGAAGCCAUUAUCCCACUCUACUCAGCACUUGUCAAGCCACACCUGCCGUACUGUGUACAGUUCUGGUCCCCGCUAUACAAAAAGGAUGUGGACAGGCUGGAAGGGGUCCAGAGAAGGGCUAUCAACAUGAUCAAAGGACUGGGAAGCUGCCAUAUGAGGAUAGGCUGAGAGAACUAGGUUUGUUCAGCCUUGAGAAAAAGAGGCUUAGAGGGGUUCUGAUUACCAUGUACCAGUACUUAAGGGGUAGCUACAAAGAAGAUGGAGACUCCCUUUUUACAAGGAGUCACAUGGAGAGGACAAGGGGGAAUGGACACAAAUUGCUUUUGGGGAGAUUCCGAUUGGAUGUGAGAAGGAAAUUUUUCACAGAACGGUCAACCAUUGGAAUAAUCUCCCCAGGGAAGUGGUUGCCUCGGCCACGUUGGACACCUUCAAGAGUCGUCUGGACAGGGUGCUGGGCCAUCUUGUCUAGACUGUGUUCUUCCUAGAAAGGUUGGACUAGAUGAUCUGUGAGGUCCCUUCCAACCUGUGAUUCUGUGAUUCUGUGAGUCACUUUUUUUGUAAUGCAUUAUUUACUGUAUUUGGCCAGCCUUCCUGCCAGCAGUACAUCACUUAGAGCAGAGUGUUUCUGUAGCAUAUUUGAGGAUGCUGUCGCUUAGAUGUAUUAUUUAACUUGGCUGUCUCCACCUUUUGUCUUCACCAUGCACUUAAUUUUGCUGCAGCUCACAAAUAAGAAGCCAACAUAGCUUUGUUGGAACAACCACAUCACAAAGACAAAUACUACUGGCUGGGUCUUCUCAAUAUCCCAACUGGGAAUAUCAUUGCAUUCCUUAAAAGCGUUUUCUUUGUAUGGUGAAGUGUUAAUCUUUCUGGACAAAAAUUGUUGCUUAUUCUAUAUAUAUUCCUGUCAAUAAUACUGUAUUAGCACCUCUAAACUAUUUCUGAAAUAAAGGCUAAGUGUACUUUCUGAAGAGUAAGAGUUGCAUAAAACAAUGUGGAUCUUAGUUAGUACCACCUAGUACUUCUCAUUCAGUUCUGUACUUUUACCAUUGUGCUAUGAGUGCAAGCAUAAUAAAUAGAUUUUUUUUAGCAUUGUAUAUAAGAAAUACACUUUUAUUCAUAGUCUUGUCACCGAUUGAAAGUUAACUGUCAGAAGACAAAGGUACUGUUCUGGCUUUUUCACUUCAAGAAUAACCAGAUUUUGUUUAGCUGCAAAAUCAUAGAAUCAUGCAAUUAUUAAGGUUGGAAAAGACCUCUAGGAUCAUCAAGUCCAACCAUGAACCCAACACUACCAUGUCUCCUAAACCAUGCCCUGAGGUGCCACAUCUACGCGUCUUUUAAAUACCUCCAGGGAUGGCAACUCUACCAUCUCUCUGGACAGCCUGUUGCAAUGCCUGACCACUCUUUCAGUGAAGAAAUUUUUCCUAUUAUCCAGUCUAAACCUCUGUGAACAAAGGUUUGAAUUUAAGUGAUCUGACUGAGCAUUGUAGCUGUCUAGCAGCACCAAUAAAAAUAAUGUUAGACAGUUUUUUAUAUACAUAGCACAAGCCCAAGGUAUACACUUCUCAGAGCCACUCCCUUCUCAGUCAGACCAUUUCCCUCCAAAAGGAUUUUUCUUCUCUACCCUCGGUAUAAACUGCUGUUAGUCAUACCUGGGAGCCACUUUGUAGCUCUUGAUAGUUCUUAUCUAGGCUGAAUGAGUAGUGGGCACAUGGUGUUCUUUUUCAGGUCCUGGUAGGCUUCAGCUUAUUAUCUUCCAGCUGCAUUGGGCUAGUGGUCAGGUAAGAGGCAGAGCCUCAUUUUGUCACCCUUUGAGAUGGCCCUUAGAUUUUGCGGUGUGCUAACUAGCGCAAAUACUUGAAGGACCUUUGAAACAAGAGGUCCCAGAUCUCCAGAAGCUUACUUUGCACUUUGUUUUAAGGAGAUGACUUGCUUAAGUUUGGCUGGCUUAGUUUCUCUGUUGAGUAGUUGAUUCUUGGCAUUAAUAACAUGAUGAAUUUUUUGUGUUUGAAAAAGAGGGAGUUGAUUUUAAAAUAACCUCAGUCAGUGACUCAGAGGUUGAAGAUGCAGGUAGCAUCUCCCAAAAAAUAAGGAUGAUAAAGACUUCUCAUUCAGCUCUGAAUCAUUUGUCUAAAGUAUUUGCUGUCUGACACUCAGUAUUUCAGCAAUAUGUCUACAGUAGGAAGGGUCAAUACAAAAUGUAAAUGAGAACAUUUUCAAGCAGCAUUUCUUUGGCCUUGUGAUUUAUGUAAGAGAUAGACUUGUCUGUACCUGAGUCUCAUUUACCCAGACAAAAUCUAUUCUGUUUUCAUGAAUUCUCUGCCAUAGCAAAGUUACUGCCUUGAAUGAGUUCUGUUCAUUCCUCUGCUUACUUUCAACUUUGAUGGCUCUUUUCCUGUCUUUUCACUAAGCACACAGCAGCACAGAGUAGUCCUGUCUGCAGUCAUGUCUAUAUCACCCUGUCCAGAAUAGACACUGUGGUAGAGUAGCCUGGGAAGGUAUGGAGAUAUGGAGUAUUGGUUUGUUCAGAAAAGAAGAUCUGCAAAUUCUGUGAUUCCAUUUGGGUUUGGGUUGAGAAAAAGCAGCCAAUUGCUUAACAGAGUUGAAAUCUGUUAUGGAUUAUGUACAGUGAAGUACACAGAAAGAAGUUGUCACCUCUUUAUGGGCUUUGAACAAGUACUGCCUCUUUUUGCUUUACAACUGGAGCUUUUUGUAACCUUAAGAAUUAUUUUGCAUAUAAUUCAAGGUUUUUUUACCUUGUUGUUCCCCAAGUCAGUAUCUCCUUACCUAAGCCAGUAUAUGCAGUGUUCUAACACAGGUACAUUUAGCAGCUGGAGAUCCAUGGUUCUUGUGUCAAAAAAUAACUUUUUUAAAUUGGUCCACUUGUGAGACUUGAAUUCUCACAUACCUGAAAUUUUAAGACUAAAUCUAAUCUCCUAUGGGUCAGUCUUUAUUAACAGACAUUACUGUUUUAAAAUGUAUGUUCUUGGCUGUUCUUCAGCUAUUCCUGGUAAUGUAUUUUUACGCUUUACUUUUUACUCUUUACUUUAUAAACACACAUAGUUAAUUAGACACCAAGUGGGAUGUCAUGACAAAUCACAUUGUCAUUCACAUUCAGGAUAAUUCAGGAUUCACAUUCACAUUAUCAUGUUCAGGAUAAAACAACUAAUGAUAUUGAUAUAGCAAUUGAGAUAUAGAUGCAGCCUUUUGCUGUACAGUCAUUAGGAAAUUAUAUAUGUAAAAUACUAUGCUAGAAAUAUAUGUGUAUACAGAUUAUUAAAAAUCUUUAAGUGAAUACUUCUCUGAAAAUACAUGGCAUUACAAAGGAUGGUUUCAGUGUUGUUUAAAGCUAUUUAACACAGAUGAAAUGUGACAAAUUCCUACUUGGUAUGCUGUUUAUAUCAAAAUAUAAUUACCAUUGUUACUACUACACAGUAUGUCAGGAACCUCAUUUUCAUGUUGAGUGUUUUAUAUAUGUGGUUUUUAAGGUUAACAGUUUUAAUAGUUGAGUGCAGAAAAUAUGCUAGUACUUAUCUCCUGCAUUAGCAAAGAUAAAUUUAAUUAUUUCUCUUACUCUAAUAAGUUGAAUCUAAUUCUACAGUAGUCAAAAUAUCAGGACAGGAGUGAUGGUGAGUGAUGAUAGGGAUUGCUUUUGGGAAGAAUCAGUAUUGCUAAGUACAGUGUCUGUAUUUACAUGACAUACUGCAUGACUGAAUACUUCAGAAGGCAUUGUUCUUCAAAAGAUUUUUAGACUGCUUUUUCAGUGGCUGAGCAUUUGAACUUCAAGAUUCAUUGAAGUACUUGUAUCUGUGGGCUGCAUUAGACCUGGGACUUCAGUUCUGCUGUCUUGUGUCUUGCCAGAUUACAGUGGAGUGAUUAAAGUCAGUUUUUGCAACCAGGGCCAUCUAAGUAUCGCCUGUAUAACUGUAAGAAUAAUUCAGAUUUACAGUAGAACAUGUGCUUUUCGAAGCAGAAAAUUUUAAUUUUCUAAUUCUUCGAAAAUUUCGAAGCAGAAAUUUUAAUUUAUGUGCAUUUCUGGGUGAAUAAGUAUUUCUAUGCACAUUCCCAAGACAGAUGUACUGUAGAGCACAGUGUAGUUUAUAGAUAGAAAAUCAUCACUCUGUCUCCUUAAAAGCUUCAGUCUAAGUGACAGGUAGCAAAAUAAUACUGAUUUUUGUAAACUAGCACUCUGAAUUUUGUAGUUCACACAUGGGCAUAUGAUUGAGUUUUACUAAUUUGUUCUUUAUUUGAUCUUGACUGUUUCCAAACAAUGCUGAAUAAUGUUUAUAUUGGACUUGUUGAAAAUUAUGUGGUCUAACACUGGUUAUGCCUAAAUGGGUAAUGUAUGAGGUGAAUGGCUGAUUAAUAUCAAAACAAGAAAACUUAAUCUGGUAUUAAAUUAACCAAAUCUAUAAGUGCAAGGGUACAUCCAGCUGGAAAACAGUGUAUUGUCUUUUAUUUCUCUCUCUUUAUUUUAUUCAUGUAAUAUUUCUGGGUUUUCUUUUUUGAUUGAUUGAAGUUAUAGAUUAUUUUUUCAUUCAUAUUGAGAUUCCUUAUGUACUGUAUUUUUAAGAAGCUUUAUUUUUAAAUAAAAAAUUCAAAGUUU